This is a messenger RNA of Cynara cardunculus var. scolymus (artichoke), 736 nucleotides long. RefSeq lists its product as uncharacterized. Bases 90 to 524 code for a protein of 144 amino acids. Lineage: Eukaryota; Viridiplantae; Streptophyta; Magnoliopsida; Asterales; Asteraceae. The record is from RefSeq and is a predicted model, not a curated record. The transcript has a single exon.
ACACACACACACUCUCUUUUGAUUUACAAACAGACACGCUCUCAUCUCCACCCACAAAAGCCAAACUGUCCAUCAAUUUUCUCCUCCAAAUGGACUGUCUGGUUCUACCGGCCUCACUCUUGAGCCGGCGUUGCAGCGGUGGUUACCGGCAGCUAAGUGACGACUUGUUCGUGGGUUCAGAUGAUCCGAUCACGGUGGUGGUGGGGAAGGAAAAGAAAGAGUUUUUAGUCGACCCUUUUGUGUUAGAUGAGAACCCUUUUAGGGUUUUGAUUGAUCUGGCCAAGAACAAGAAGAAGAAGAAGAAGAAGACACCAUCAUCAUCAUCAUCAUCAUCAAGAACAUCAUCAAAAGGAAGAAGAAGGAGAUUGAUGGUUGAUGAUCAAGAGAAGAGGAAGAGAGUGGUGUAUGUAGAUGUGGAUGCCAUCUUAUUCGAGCAUAUGUUAUGGUUGAUGCAUAAUGAUUCCUCUUCGUUAUUCAACCUCAAUCUCAACGAAAUUAUUGAUUUUUAUGCUCAGGAUUAUUAAUUAAUUAAUCAAUCUUCUUUUACAUAACAUUUAUCGUACACAAAAAAAAAUAUUACAGUAAUUAAUUCCUAAUCCUUAAUUCUCUUUUAUUUUUGUGGAUAAAUAUAUUUUUUUGUAAUUUUUUAUUAUUAUUUAAAUCGAUAAUAAUGUAGUCUUGUAAGACAAAAUAAUUCACGUAUUGUUGUUAAUUAAUUAUUAUUUAGUUUGUCUAA